Messenger RNA from Chenopodium quinoa (quinoa), 1592 nucleotides. RefSeq names its product delta(12)-acyl-lipid-desaturase-like. The record is from RefSeq and is a predicted model, not a curated record. Gene Ontology annotation, molecular function: oxidoreductase activity. Lineage: Eukaryota; Viridiplantae; Streptophyta; Magnoliopsida; Caryophyllales; Amaranthaceae. Gene Ontology annotation, biological process: lipid metabolic process. The transcript has 2 exons. Bases 219 to 1388 code for a protein of 389 amino acids.
AAAGGGCCCACCUACCUCCCAUAUGAAGGGGCUUAGUUAUUUUACGGAAUUGGGAAGGUCACUAUAUAUAUGUGCAAAUGCUUGGGCAUCCUUUCGUACUACUAUCAUUUUUUACCUUCAAAUAUAAUAUUUCUAAAAAUAAAAGCAAAGAAGAAGAAACUCUCAUCUUGGGUUGAUACUUUUGUUACAAAACAGUUGGAAGAUUUUGAAGAGUAGCAAUGGGUUCAGGUGGGCAAAGGAAAACCACAAGCAUAAAGUCGCGAGAAGGAGAAAGAAACGGAGGAGGCAGAGUAGCUAUUCGCCGUGCCCCAAACUCGAAACCACCCUUCACACUAGGCCAACUUAAGCAAGCCAUCCCACCACAUUGUUUCCAACGUUCCCUCUUAAAAUCGUUCACCUGUCUAGUGUAUGAUAUUACACUAGCCUGCCUUUUCUACUUCAUUGCCUCUCAUGUUAUUCCAACUCUAGCUUAUCCUCUGCCUUUGUUGGGCUGGCCGAUAUAUUGGGCCGUACAAGGCUGCAUUCUCACAGGUGUUUGGGUCGUAGCCCAUGAAUGUGGACACCAUGCUUUUAGUGACUACCAAUGGGUUGAUGAUACCGUGGGCCUAAUCUUUCAUUCCUUCCUUUUAGUCCCAUACUUUUCUUGGAAGUAUAGCCACCGUCGCCACCACUCGAACACCGGUUCGUUGGAUAGGGAUGAAGUGUUUGUGCCCAAGCCUAAGUCUCAAAUCUCAUGGUACUCCAAAUACAUGAACAGCCCACCGGGCCGUAUGGUUUCACUUAUAGUCACAUUAGCAUUGGGUUGGCCCUUGUACUUGCUCUUCAAUGCAUCCGGUCGCCCUUAUGACCGGUUCGCUUGCCAUUUUGACCCAAGUGGGCCCAUUUUUUCGACCAGGGAGAGGACUCAAGUUUUUGUAUCUGAUUUGGGUGUACUAGGGGUGAUGUUUCUCCUAUACAAGGUUGCUAUGACUAAAGGUCUAGUUUGGUUGAUUUACAUGUACGGCGUCCCACUUUUGGUUGUCAACGGCUUCCUUGUCACCAUAACUUACCUCCAGCAUACGCACCCGGCGUUACCCCACUAUGACUCAUCGGAGUGGGAUUGGCUGAAGGGGGCAUUGUCAACUAUGGAUCGCGACUAUGGGGUGUUAAACAAGGUUUUUCAUAAUAUAACAGAUACUCAUGUUGCUCAUCAUUUGUUCUCUACUAUGCCUCACUACCAUGCAAUGGAAGCAACCAAAGCAAUCAAGCCUAUUCUUGGGGACUAUUACCAGUUUGAUGGGACACCAUUCUACAAAGCAUUAUGGAGGGAGGCUAAGGAGUGUUUGUAUGUCGAGCCAGACGAUGAUUCGCAGCAGAAAGGUGUAUACUGGUACAAAAAUCGGUUCUGACAUUCUAAUUCAGGUCCCGAACUGUUAUGUUAUGAACUAAGUGAUAAGUUAUGGAAAAAAUUGUAUUCGUACUUGUUAGUAGUAACUUGUUAGACUGUACUAUUACUUGUAGUAACUAGGAAUCCCAAGUGUUUCCCUCAUUAGGCACUAAAUAUCUCAGUUGUUCUGUUGGAUAUAAAACGAAACUAUUAUCUCUGUAUCUCA